Molecule: messenger RNA, 1854 nt
Organism: Aureobasidium subglaciale EXF-2481
Lineage: Eukaryota; Fungi; Ascomycota; Dothideomycetes; Dothideales; Saccotheciaceae
Exons: 1
Coding region: 1-1854 (617 amino acids)
Biological process (GO): iron-sulfur cluster assembly
Cellular component (GO): cytosolic [4Fe-4S] assembly targeting complex
Molecular function (GO): 4 iron, 4 sulfur cluster binding
Source: RefSeq, a predicted model, not a curated record
AUGUCGGCCAUCUUGUCAGCCGAUGACCUCAAUGACUUCAUUUCCCCUGGAGUAGCCUGUAUCAAGCCCGUCGAGACGCUACCUAAACAACAAGCGCAAGAGAAUGCCUACGAAGUCACAACAGAAGACAAGGUCGCUGCCGCCGAAGCACCACCAGCCAGUAUUUCCUUGACCGAUUGUCUCGCUUGUAGUGGUUGUGUCACAUCCGCCGAGGCUGUCCUCGUCAGUCUGCAAUCACAUCAAGAAGUUCUCAACACCCUCGACGCAUAUCCCGAACUACGCUUGCCUUGGACCGCUCAAGGCGAGUCUCUGCCUGGUCCGUCGGACGGCAAGGUCUUUGUCGCAAGUGUGUCACCUCAGACUCGCGCCAGUAUCGCCGCAACAUAUCGAGUCUCCGAGACUGCCGCUACAAAUAUGAUUCAGCAACUCCUCUCUGGUCCAGCUGGUCUGCGAUCGGGCGGCGCAAACAACAGUGGCUUCGCUUGGAUCAUUGACACGAAUGCUAUGCGCCAGGCUGCUUUGGUCGCUGCAGCUGACGAAGUCAUGGAAUCUCAGCACACAUCCGACUCCAGUGCAUCACGAGCCGAGAAGCCAAAAAAGCCCAUCCUGACAUCUGCAUGCCCUGGCUGGAUCUGCUACGCCGAAAAGACACACCCUCACGCACUCCCACACAUGUCACGACUGAAGUCGCCACAAGCCUUGACCGGCACCUUGGUCAAGAGUGUACUGGCAAGGACAUAUGGAAUCAACCCGGAGAAUGUAUGGCACAUGGCUAUCAUGCCAUGUUUCGACAAGAAGCUGGAAGCAUCAAGAGAAGAGUUGACGGAUAUACACUGGUCUCCAGAUGGCGUUGAUACCGAACGUAAGGGUAUCCGCGAUGUCGAUUGUGUAAUCACGGCUCGCGAGCUACUCAUGCUUGCCGAAAGUCGCGACAUCUCCUUCCCUCAACUAUCACAAAAGCCGCUAUCAAGUCAGCAACGUACACCAUUUCCCGACCCGAAACUCGACCGCUUCCUCUUCCCUUCUAGGUCCACUGCAAAUGGCUCAAGAGAAGCUGGUACCAGUGGUGGAUACCUCUGGCAUGUGUUGGAGACAUACCGCGCACAGCACCCAGGCAGCCAGAUCACCAUCCAACGAGGUCGCAACGCUGAUGUUGUCGAGUACACAUUGGUAGACUCGGAGGAUGCAGCCAUUCUGAGGACUGCUCGCUACUACGGCUUCCGCAAUAUCCAGAACUUGGUCCGAAGACUGAAACCUGCACGAGCAUCGCGAAUGCCCGGAGCAGCGAGUAGACUUGCCGGUGCACGUAAGCCCGGUGCUGCAGCGGGGUCAGCAGGUGGUCAGAACAUGAGUGACUAUGCCUACGUAGAAGUUAUGGCAUGUCCUGGUGGCUGCACGAAUGGCGGUGGUCAAAUCAAGGUCGGUGAUGUCGGAGCACUACGAGGUAGUGGCAUAGAGAAUGGCGGCGAUCAACAAGUUGCACCUCAACAGAAGGAGUGGUUACAAAAAGUUGACGAAGCAUACUUCUCAUCCUCGGACUCUGGGUCGCCGAGUGCUUCAGACACAGAAGAUGAAGGCGUUGAAGAUGUAGAAGCUUCAUCUAUAAACACAACGGCCAAGUCUUCUGCUAAUGGCGAUGUCGAAAUGGAAGAUGCGGAGGAUGGUUCGGUGGUCGGUGGCAUUUCACAUUCCAAGAUCAAGGAUAUAUUCUCACAUUGGUCUGAGCUUACAGGCGUGUCGACGGAUAAGUUGGUGUAUACAUCUUACCGCAAGGUCGAGAGUGAUGUCGGCAAGACGACUACUGAUGUGGAAAGAGUGGCUGGACUUGCUAGUACUAUUGGUGGUGGAUGGUAA